Messenger RNA from Panicum virgatum (switchgrass), 2398 nucleotides. RefSeq names its product adenylate isopentenyltransferase-like. The record is from RefSeq and is a predicted model, not a curated record. Gene Ontology annotation, cellular component: mitochondrion. Gene Ontology annotation, biological process: cytokinin biosynthetic process; tRNA modification. Gene Ontology annotation, molecular function: tRNA dimethylallyltransferase activity. The transcript has a single exon. Lineage: Eukaryota; Viridiplantae; Streptophyta; Magnoliopsida; Poales; Poaceae. Bases 352 to 1509 code for a protein of 385 amino acids.
CACAAUUCGCAGCACCACCAUUUCCCCACCACCACAAAUCCAUCGUCCAUAAUAAGCGCGCGAAAUCCUCCAGGUACCAGCGCCGCUGCACCUGCACGACGCAAAGGCGAUUUAGCGCGAAGACGUUUUCGGCGGCAAAAACACAGGGGGGGAAGCAAAAUCUCGCCCAAACAAAUCGAACAGGAAGGCGCGCACCAGCAGGGGAAGGGCACGCGCAAGCAUGGCCGUCGUGCCUGUGCCGUGGGGGUGCAGCCUGCUCCCCGUAUAAACCCCCGAACGUGGGGCGUGUUCACAAGAGACAAAAACAACACGGCGGUCGCAGGCGGCUGAUUCGGAUCGGGCGCUAGCUACAUGACCAGCCUCCUCGUCCAUAGGAUCACUACCCUCGUGCGCGCUCCCAUGGCCGCCGCGGGGGCGAGGCCACUGCACCUGCACCGGAUCCCGCCGCGGCAGGGGGAGGAGGAGGAUGCGGCGGCGGCGGCGGCCGAGGAGGAGGAUCGCCACCGCUACCAGCGGCGGCAGCGCGCGCGCCGCAGCAGCAGCAGGGGCCCGCUGUCCUGUUCGGCGCCCUCGUCCUCGGGCAUGGUGGUGAUCGUCGGCGCCACGGGCACCGGCAAGACGAAGCUGUCCAUCGACGCGGCGCGGGCGCUCGGCGGGGAGGUGGUGAACGCGGAUAAGAUCCAGCUCUACGCCGGCCUCGACGUCACCACCAACAAGGUGCCCCUCGAGGACCGCCGCGGCGUCCCGCACCACCUCCUCGGCGCCGUCCGCCCCGAGGCCGGCGAGCUCCCGCCCUCCACCUUCCGCUCCGUCGCCACCGCCACCGCCGCCUCGAUAGCCGCGAGGCGCCGCGUCCCCGUCGUGGCUGGCGGCUCCAACUCCCUCAUCCACGCCCUCCUCGCCGACCGCUUCGACGCCUCCGCGGGGGAUCCCUUCUCGCCCUCCGCCGCCGCCGCGCGGGGGCGGGAUCGCCCCGCGCUCCGCUUCCCGUGCUGCCUCCUCUGGGUCGACGUCGAGGAGGCGCUGCUGGCGGAGUACCUCGACCGCCGCGUGGACGACAUGGUGGGCGCCGGCAUGGUGGAGGAGCUCCGCGCGUACUUUGCCGCGACCGCCCCCGCCGAGCGCGCCGCGCACGCGGGGCUGGGCAAGGCCAUCGGCGUCCGCGAGCUGGGCGGCCACUUCGCGGGGCGCAGGAGCUUCCGCGCCGCGAUCGACGACAUCAAGGCCAGCACGCGGGACCUGGCGGCCGCGCAGGCGUCCAAGAUCCGCCGCAUGGCCGACGACUGGGGCUGGCCCGUCCGCCGCCUGGACGCGUCCGCCGCCGUCCGCGCCCGCCUCGGCGGCGCGGGCCCCGCCGCGGAGUCGGCCUCCUGGGAGCGCGACGUGCGCGGGCCGGGGCUCGCGGCCAUCCGGAGCUUCCUGCGCGACGGCGGCGGCGCCACCAACACCAAUGGCGGCGGCGAGACGGAGGAGCGGAUGGCGGUGCGAUGCUGCGACGUGGUGGGGUGAGCCCGCGGCCGCUUGCUGUUACUUUCCUGGCGGAGUCAUUCGCGUUACGGCGCAAAGGGUGGGGGGCUUUUGGGGUUUAGGCCGCCGAUUUUGCAGGUUCCCGGCGGCGCCCUCUGCCGCUGGCCGGUGGGGUCCGACAAGGGCACAGUGACACAGAGAGAAAGGCUUCUAGCCUGCCUUCUCUGCGUCUGCGUAGCACUGCAGAGAGAGAGAGAGAGAGAACGGUGAAUGAAUUCUUUGUUGGGAGAGAGGGGUGGGGGGAUUUCGUUUUCUUUUUCUUUGGUUCGUCCGUUUCCUAACUGCCAGUGGCGGAGCUUGAUCUUCGAUUUUAGAAAAAAUGAGAGGGGGCCAUCCUUUUGCUACAGUAAUGAACAGUGUCAAAAUCACUGUUCAUUACGUGUGAAAUUUGCACAGCCAGGGGGGGCCAUGCGCCCCUUUGGCCCGCAUGAAGCUCCGCCCUUGCUAACUGCACCACUGUAUGUACUACUACUAAUCCACUGCUAGACAGUUCAAAUUUUGAAAUAUAUGCAGUACAGCUGAGCCUCCUCGAUUGCUUUUUUUUCUUUCUCCCGUCCCCGUGUUUGUUUGUCCUCUUCCCAAGCUGCAUUCUGCAUUUCCGUUCCGUUUCGGCCUUUACACAGAGCGGACCACUGCCACCGCGCCUGCUCCAUCAUCCCUCUGAACUUUCUGCUGGGUUGGCAGUUUAUAGGUGCCACUGCCAUGGUGGCCAGGCGUGGUGGUUAACUAAUCGCGGCGGGAUGAUUGGGGGCGGUAAUUUCCUCCACUCCACGCAUGCUUAGUGUGUGAUUGCUGCUGAUCAGGGGGAGUUGGGCGUGUGAGUUGGUGCCUGGUGUUCUUGCUGUUGCCAGCUAGGAAAACAGAGGAGCCG